This is a messenger RNA of Belonocnema kinseyi, 687 nucleotides long. RefSeq names its product carbonic anhydrase 7-like. Lineage: Eukaryota; Metazoa; Arthropoda; Insecta; Hymenoptera; Cynipidae. The transcript is spliced from 6 exons. Gene Ontology annotation, molecular function: zinc ion binding; carbonate dehydratase activity. The record is from RefSeq and is a predicted model, not a curated record. Gene Ontology annotation, cellular component: cytoplasm. Bases 1 to 687 code for a protein of 228 amino acids.
AUGACAGAUGCAUUCAGUUAUAAAGAUGCUAAAAACUGGGGCAAGAAAUAUCCACAAUGUAAUGGGAAAAAUCAAUCCCCCAUUAUGGUAAUCGCAGAAAGUGGCGGCGAUUACUUUCAACGAAUUGAUAAAAGACUGAAAUUAACAGACUUUCAAACACUGCCAACAAAAAUGACCAUAAAGAAUACUGGUCACACUGUUGAAAUAGAAGCUGAAUGGCCUGGAAAACUUCCGAGGCUUACUGGCGGACCGCUUCAUGGGAAUUACGUAUUUGAAAAAGCCACUUUUCUUUGGGCUCCAAAACCGACAUUAGAUUCAGCACAGGAGCCUGAACAUUUUUUUGACGAAUUAGAAAAAAAUUUACAUAAGGUGCAAUCGAUAAAUUCAACAGCAGUGACACCUCCGAUGCGCUUGACAAGUCUUGUAGAUGACUCGUCACCACAUUUUUUAUUUUACAAAGGAUCCUUAGAUUAUCCUCCAUGCUCGGAAUCUGUGACUUGGUUCACGUAUAUACCUACAAUUUAUGUUAGAUCCAAGCUAGUAAAUGAAUUCAGGAAAAUAAAGUUGGCUGAGGGAGACGUGACGAAUGUUAGACCUGUCCAGCCGGGUUUGCCUUUAGGCAAAAUCCAAUGUAAUUGGUACAUCCUUGGAUUUCCAGAUGUUAGAUCUAGCACAGGAACCGGAUAA